GACUUAUCCGGAUAUAUCAAACUGUAUUAAUGAAGAGAUAAUUGAAAUUGACGGUAGUAACGUAACAUCAGAUUUUUCAGAAUGGAGAGCAGGUCGUAGGGUUGUAGAAUUGGGAGUUUUGGCGGAUGGUUUAGCAGCUUGCAAGAAAUGUGGUCUUCCCCUUUCUUUGCAAAACUGCAGUACCAUAAACUCUUACGGUCUAGCUGCCAUUUUGAAGAUAGUGUGUGCCAACACAGCCUGUCUCAACACCAACCUAAUCCCCACAGGAAAAAGACAUGGAAAAGUAUGGGAUGUCAACUCCAAAUUAGCAGCAGCUAUGAUUCAUGUAGGACUUGGGGAGCAGCAAGUGAAUGGAAUUUUAGCAGAGCUCAAUAUUCCAACGGUUAGCCAUUCCAUGUUGGAUGAGCGACAAAAAGAAAUUGGAGGGGUGAUUGAGAAUGUUGCAGAGGAGUCUAUUAAAGAGUGGAUGACAAAAGAAAUUGCUUUAACUAACGAAUGGGAUGGAACAGACGACCUGACUGUCUCAGUUGAUGCUGGCUGGCAAACAAGAGGAAGUGGUAGAGCAUACAACAGUCUGACUGGACAUUGCUCCAUGAUAGGUUCAAAAACCGGGAAGAUUUUGGGUUACAAGUGGAGGUCAAAGUCCUGUAGAAUAUGCCAGAAAGCUGAAAAUGAAGGUAAAUGUAUCAACAGGUCUAUCUCCUGGGAUAUAUACCCAGAAGUUAGCUACCCUCAGAGAUCUUCAGGCUAGAAAGAGGAGAGCUGUUGCCACUACCAAAGCUGCAAAACUACGCAGAAUUGCUUUAAAAAC
Molecule: messenger RNA, 811 nt
Organism: Mytilus californianus (California mussel)
Lineage: Eukaryota; Metazoa; Mollusca; Bivalvia; Mytilida; Mytilidae
Exons: 5
Coding region: 317-751 (144 amino acids)
Source: RefSeq, a predicted model, not a curated record